AUGGAAAAGAAUCAGAAGAAGGGACAUAAUAGGAAGGGUUUUCAUCUAAAGAAGCAUAAAAAAACUGAUCCAAAACCAACCAACAAAGGAGGGAAUGAGGAGAAACCGGUUCUGUUCCAGUUGGGGAGCAUUGCUAUGGUCAGUGAUGAUCGUCUCAAGGAAGAUCCAGAGAUCACAAACAGCAGACCUGCAUCUCCUUCCUUGUCUUCAUCAUCAUCUUCAGGGAAUGACAAUGCAAAAGAAAGGAAACUAACCGAGUUGCAAAGUUCAUCAGACACACUAGGGUCACAAGUCUCUGGUGUGACUCAUGCAUCAUCAGUGGAGCCUGCGCUUCUUUUGUCUCCUUCUGUUCAGUUGAUGGAUAGAGAAGAAGGAUCUGACCAACCUCAGAGAAACUCUUUACCGAUCAUGGAGAGAAACUUGAGCGCAGUUUCUAAUGAUUCUCUGUUUAGUCUCAGCAUAGGUGAUAACACAAUAUCAAGAGAUGAGUUGUUUAGUUACCGUGAUUUCAAGGCUGGAGAGCUUUUGAAAUCUAGUGAGCUCUUGUCUUUCUGCCCUUCUGUUCAUGUUCCUGCUGACUCUUCUGAUCUUGGUAAGAGCUUUGAUUUGGAGGACAAAGCUAGUGAGUUGUUAUGUAGUGACAGUGAUGAUAAGUCGUCGUCAAAUUCGGAGAUAUCGUGGAGGAACCUUGCAGAUAACUCAGACGAAGCACCAAGCAGCACGCAAUCAGUUUCAACUCCUAUGUGA
Messenger RNA from Eruca vesicaria subsp. sativa (arugula), 747 nucleotides. The record is from the annotation of a GenBank genome assembly. NCBI's taxonomy places the organism in Eukaryota, Viridiplantae, Streptophyta, Magnoliopsida, Brassicales, Brassicaceae.